This is a messenger RNA of Aedes albopictus (Asian tiger mosquito), 712 nucleotides long. RefSeq lists its product as uncharacterized. The transcript has 4 exons. Bases 1 to 702 code for a protein of 233 amino acids. NCBI's taxonomy places the organism in Eukaryota, Metazoa, Arthropoda, Insecta, Diptera, Culicidae. The record is from RefSeq and is a predicted model, not a curated record.
AUGCCGUGCAUGAAAAUGUGCUGCUUUUAUCUGUCCACACGUUUAGGCAGCAUUAUCGUUGGGAUACUUUCCAUUUUACAAGUUCUGAUUCCAGCGCUAAUUCUUGUUGCCAAUGGAGGGGAAGGCUACUUGAAGGCUGAAGCGUCGGACAUCAACAGCCACAUCAAUGACUUUGGUCAGGAAGAACUGUUCAUAAGUUUUCUACGUUUCACGGAAAAGGAUCCGGAAAUUGUAUUUCUUGCCGCGGAGACAUUUUGUGGCGUGCAUUUGUUGAGUUGCAUUUUGAUGAUUGUGGGAGCUUUGAAAGUGCAGAGAUACCUUCUUCUACCGUUCAUAGUAUUGGAUGUCAUUCGAUUAUGUGUUCUGUCAUUGAUCCACGUUACAGGAAUGAUGGUUAUUAAAAAGCAACUGAAUCUGGGAGAUUUGAUUGCAAUCACGAUUGCCGGUGGAUUUGGAUUACUUCUGCUAUUCUACAUGUGGGCAUGUGUCGUGGCGCUUUACCAAAUUUUCGGAAUUGUAACGACGGAAAAAUAUCGUUCGAUGUUCGGAAAUGACCCGACCACACCGGCAAGGAUUCCCACGGAGACUGUCAACUCGAAGGACUUAAGGCCUGUUAAAAAAGCAGAAAACUCACUAUAUUCGUACAAUUCAAACUAUGCGAGUGAAUAUCCUACAUACAAUCAGAACGAACAUUAUCGUUGAAUAUAGCAUA